CAACUAUUUUUGCCAAAUUCUCAUAGCUUCUUCUCUACGCUUCCCUGCUUCUGAAAUUUUCACUCUGCUACCGCCAAAUCCUCCAUUCUUUAGAAGCGCUUAACACUUCCAGCGGAGAUCGUCCGGUAGAUGUAAGAAAAAUGGCUGAAGGGGAGCCUUGGAGCAACAUUAAAAGUUGUCUCUGGUCACAGGUUCGAGCUGUGGAAGCAGUCACUAAUGCUUGAAUUAGGGCAGGCUGUCUAUAUCACAUCCAUGGGGUGUGACCCUUUUCGAUCCCUGUGUGAACACGAGAUGCUUUGUGCACUGGCUGCUGCCGUGUCAUGUAAAAAAUGACUGGGAUCUCCAGUUUUUGGUUUCUGGAGAACAGUUGAAUGCUUAGCCCAUUUUGCUUAGGGAUCACAUAUCCACACUCUGCAGCAGCAGCAAUUCUUUACUGAACCUACCACACUGCAUACUUCAAUUAGGUAGGUAUUUGUUUUUGUUUGUUGGUUUGUUUGCCUGAUGUUAGAGUUUGAUGUUUUUAUUUUAUUUUCUUCUACAUUACAAUGGGAGAACAUUCUGAAUUAUCGUAGUCAUUGGUAGUUGUUUUAGUUGAAAGGUGGAAGAGGAUAGGAGUUAACCGAUAGUUGAAGAAGUGAAAGAGGGGUAGGGAGGAUCCGAGGCAACCAGCAAGACUGUUUAGUAGCUAGUAUUUUUUAUUGUGGUUGCAUGUGGGGAAGUUAUAGUUUUGCACUUAAAAAAGCAUAAUUUACUAUUUUCAUUCUUGUGUAGGGAAGUAAUAUGCUUUAUGAUGCAUAGAUUUUUCAUGUUUCUUUGGCUAACUUAGGCACUUUUUUAUGUCUGGACAAAAUUAAGUAGCAUCUAGCAUAAAGGAUCCCCACGAUGCAGCUUCUGCUAUCUUUAUAGCUGGAGAUUAGUGACUCGGGACUUAAGAAUGUGUAGAUGACAGUCAUCUUAUAUAUUAUUGUGUAUCUAUGGUCUCUAGUGUCUGAAGCUAGCGCUUUUUGAAUAUUUUUGUGCUGGAUUUUAUCUUAUAUGGAUUCCAACCCAGCAAGAAUCUGAACUGGAACUGGUCCAAAAAUUAUUGGUGUAGUAGUGGGCCUUGUUCGUGCUUCUCUGUCUCACUGUCUCCACAUGGGCACUGCUUAUCGAAUCUUAGUUACAAGAAACCUUGUUUUUGAUACUCAGCUAGUAAAAAAUGCAAAAUGACACUAAAAUUACAUUAGUUAAACACUUUGUAAUCCUUUAACAUAAACUAAGAUGGGGUAAGUCUUAUCGCAAACAAAAAGAGAAUACACAAAGAAGAUCUGCAGCUCCUUGCUUAAAUUGUUCUCUCUAGUCUCUGUGCAAGUGUAACUGAGCGAUUCACUGGCUGGAGUUUGUCAGUUCAGUAGAAUUUUGUCUCGGUGUCAUUCAUUCAUUGGUAAGAUUAUUGUUUAGAUGGGCUUAUAAAAAGUAACUUAUAAGUCAAAAGCUAAAAGUCAUAAGUAGAUGAUACCCUACUUUUGACUUUUGGCUUAUUUUAAAACUUUUUUGGCCUAAAAGUAAGUGCUUAAAAGCACACCUCCAAAACUUUUAAAAAAUGCUUAUAAAUCAAAAGUACCUAAAAAUAAGUUAAUCCAAACGGGCACUAAAUCAUCUCUUCUGACUUCUCCUAAUUCAACCAAAAAUAGUUCCUGAUAGAGAUGUAUUAGUCAAAGUAAUUUAAUUAUGUAUGAAAGAUCUUAAACUAUAUGAUGUGAAAUAACAUUCCUGGAGGAGCCCAUUGACGUCCUACACCAGCUAUUCAUUAUUGACAAUUGCCGUAGCAAUCAUUCGUCAGACAAAUUUCAGUGGAUAUGCUUUCCAUUUGAGACUAUUCCCUAGCCAGGUAUAGGGUCCAAUUAAUCCUUACUAGCUUUGUACUAAUAUUGCAAUACUUGUGUUCUCCCUUCAACUGGUGGAUUUAGGUUAUAGAGCAGGUGCGAUCACACCUACUUUGGACACGAGUGGAAACAAUAAUAGUUAAAGUAAGUAUUUAUAUAUCAAGAAACGAAAUUUGAUAUCAGCUGGUUCGAUAUGUACCUCGAUGGUUUUGUGCAGACAUGGAAGGCCAAAUAAAACUAGGUAAAUGCCACAAUAAACUUACGCAUUUCUUUACUGGUAAAUAAAUUUAAUUUGCUAGUACCUUUAUAAAGCAAGAAUAAAAUUGAUGAAAAAUGAAACAAAAAAACAGGUAUUGUCAACUCUACGGAUGAGAAUAGUCCCCACCCACAUUGAAAAUGCUACUAUGUCUUUUGGCGCCAUUUUCUCAUCUUUCUUUGAAACUUUGUCCACAAACUAAAUCCUUUUCAACUAUAAUUGACCCUCAUCCUUCACGUAAUACCUGUAAUACCACUGGCAUGGCAUGUCUGCUAUAGGGGCUACUUUCUUCCAAGGUCUAUAAUGGGAAUUGUACCAAUUCCAUGAUAGAUAAUGAGAGAUGAUAAUACAUAAUGCAAUUAUUACGGGGCUAGAUAUUGUUGAUUAUAUGCUCUUAUGAGGGAAAAAUUUAACUUACAGAAGUAAAGAAAAGAGCAACAAACAUGUCUUUCUAUUGUUUGCUUCAUUAGGAAAUAGUUUUAAGGGAAAACAAAUGAACAUGGUUAAGGCCCGUAAAAAGAUUCGAUCACUCAUGGUGGAUGACAUGUUGAUCUUGAUAAUGAACAACCCUCUACUGUAAACAAUAUGUCCACUAAAAAGAAGGAGCUUCUUUCCUCUGCUAAGAAGAGGACCUCUGAAUGGAUUUUCUCCCAAGAGAUCCCAAGUGAUGUUACUAUAAAUGCCGGAGGAAUCUCCUUUACACUGCACAAGUUCCCAUUAGUUUCAAAGAGUGGAUACAUAGGGAAGUUGGUCUUGGAAUCCAAUGAUGCUGACGUUUCUACAAUCGAAAUCCCUGAUAUACCCGGUGGAGGGGAGGCGUUUGAAUUUGCAGCAAAGUUUUGUUAUGGAAUAAAUUUUGAGAUGAGCACAGAAAACAUUGCCUUGCUGAGAUGUGUGGCGGAAUAUCUUGAGAUGACAGAAGACUAUGCAGUUGCAAAUUUGGUGGGAAGAACUGAGGCCUACUUUAGUGAAGUAGCAAUUAAGAGCAUUGCUGGUGCAGUUACAAUUUUGCAUUCAUCAGAAAAUCUUAUUCCCAUUGCAGUGAAAGUAAAAUUGGUGAGUCGAUGCAUAGACACAAUUGCAUAUAUAGCCUGUAAGGAUAACCAAUUCUCCACAUCAGGUAGAGCAGAAGCUGGUAUCAACGGAUUGACUUCAUCCAUGUUUUCAAACCCGAAGCCUAUAGUUGACUGGUGGUCUGAGGAUUUAACCGUUCUUAGAAUUUAUUUUUUCCAAAGGGUUCUGAUUGCAAUGAUGGGAAGGGGAUUCAAGCAGUAUGCACGUGGACCAAUAUUAAUGCUGUAUGCACAGAUGUCUCUUCAAUGUUUGGAAAUAUUUGGAAAGGGAAGGAAAAAGAUUGAACCAAAACAAGAACAUGAAAAAAGGGUUGUUUUAGAAACCAUCGUUGGUCUUCUGCCAAGGGAGAAAAAUGCAUUGUCCGUUAGCUUUCUGUCAAUGCUGCUCCGAGCUGCAAUAUAUCUGCAGACCACGAUUGCUUGCAUCGACUUGGAGAAGAGGAUGGCAUUGCAGCUUGGACAGGCUGUAUUGGAUGAUCUGUUAAUUCCUUCAUAUUCCUUCACAGGGGACACUUUGUUUGAUGUUGAAACCAUGCAGCGUAUUAUGAUGAAUUUCCUUGACCCUGAUAUGGAGGAAAAUCGAUUGGGAGAUGAAGAAUAUAAUGAGUCUCAUUCAUUAAGAGACAUGGAGCAGGUUGGGAAACUUAUGGAAAAUUACCUUGCUGAAAUAGCUUCUGACCGUAAUCUAUCCAUCACAAGCUUCAUUAAUCUUGCUGAAGUCAUUCCAGAGCAAGAAAGAAUCACUGAAGAUGGGAUGUACAGGGCCAUUGACAUUUAUUUUAAGGCACAUCCAGCUCUAAGCGACAUGGAAAGGAAAAAGGUUUGCGGUGUUAUGGACUGUCAAAAGCUCUCUCGAGAAGCUUGUGCUCAUGCGGCUCAGAAUGAUAGGCUCCCUGUUCAGACAGUUGUGCAAGUACUUUACUAUGAGCAGCAACGUCUUCGCAAUGUCAUGGAUGGGAGCCAUCUUGUAGCAACCAAACCUCCUGCUCUUGUCCCUUCCAAAAUGAAUCAUCAGUUCUCUACUGACCCCAUUUCAGACGAGGUCUCGAGUCUAAAACGAGAAAAUCAGGAGCUGAAAUUUGAGCUGUUGAAAAUGAAGACGAGGUUGAUGGAAAUUGAAAAACCGAAUUCAAACAGAUCAGUUACAAGCAGCCCUUUGGUCAUCACUCAUCCAUCUGCUGGUAAACCUCCUUUGCCAAGAAAAUCUAACUUCAUGAGCUCAGUCUCGAAAAAGCUCGGAAGAUAUUCGAGCUGAUGGACUCACGCAGGCAAAACUCGAAAUAAACCAAGCAAAGAUAGACGUCAUUCCAUAUCAUGAUUUGAGCUAGCUAUAUUUGUAUUAUUGUCUAAAUAUGGUACGGUACUGCAUUCAAAAUUUAAUUUUAAAUUUAAUGAUGCAAGUUUAUAUGGUAAUUGGUAAAGUUUAUAUUA
Molecule: messenger RNA, 4625 nt
Organism: Solanum tuberosum (potato)
Lineage: Eukaryota; Viridiplantae; Streptophyta; Magnoliopsida; Solanales; Solanaceae
Product: BTB/POZ domain-containing protein At5g67385
Molecular function (GO): protein binding
Source: RefSeq, a predicted model, not a curated record